This is a messenger RNA of Arabidopsis thaliana (thale cress), 782 nucleotides long. RefSeq lists its product as uncharacterized. The coding region runs from base 6 to 782 and encodes 258 amino acids. The record is from RefSeq and is marked reviewed. The transcript is spliced from 5 exons. NCBI's taxonomy places the organism in Eukaryota, Viridiplantae, Streptophyta, Magnoliopsida, Brassicales, Brassicaceae.
AGGAGAUGAAUGUUAACAAAGCUAGAGGUAUAGAUGAUGAGUUCACCCCUCCUCCACAAUGGAUUUUAUGGUGGGCAUCGUGCAGCUAUUCUCGAACUGUGCAUGAGCUGAUUAUAGGUUUUGGGAUCUGCGAACUCUCUCUCAUCUGUCGAUGGUCAGAUGAUCCUAGUUUGAUCUGGUGCAUUAGCAAGGUAUUAGGGCGAAUCAGCCAUGCAAUUGGAUAUUUUAUUCUCCUCUCGAUGCUCUUUGAGUCAAGUGAUAGUCCAACAGAACGCUAUAUAGGCAUAUUAUACUUUAUAUUUUUUCUGUUACUUAUACUUCUAUAUGUUUUUACGAUUUGUUUACCGAAAAUAACGGACUACGACCCCACCACAUGUCUGGAUACUGAACUUCUACUUGAUGAUAGUCAUGCCGAAACUCAUAUCAGUUGGUGGGAAUCAAGAAAGCUUGGUAGAAUCAUGUAUGAGUUAAUCUUGGGAGCCAAUCUUAUAAUGAUUGCACAUUACCAUAUUCCAGUGAAGAUAUAUGGGGUAUCCAUCAUGGCAUUUUUAUGUUUUUUUCCAGCUGAAUUUUCCCCCUCUGUCAAUUCACAAGCAUUAGGAAGAAGCAUCGCCCAAAUGAUUGGAGUUUUAACAGUCUCCUACUUCAUCUAUUACCUAAUUUCUCCUGUCUUUGCUCUUGGUUUGGCUACAAUAUCUGUUCUUUGGUAUACAGUGAUUGCAGUUAUUAGUUAUCACAAAUUGAAAUUUUACUACCAAUUCAAGAUUUUGAGACAAGAGUAA